AUGCCUAAAUUAAAUAAAAUAGGAAAAAAUCCAAACCUAGUUUCCCACCAUGAAGAAGAAGAGGAAGAAGAAAUGGGAAGUGAAAGUAAAACAAUUAAUGCAGUUGUGAAUGCUCUGUCAGAGCAGGCUGACCAUGCCAAUACUUCAGUAGAAUCAGUAGGAAACCGAUCUUUAAUUAGUGAAUUAGGAAGGAGUUUGCAUAUCCUUACUGCUAGUUUGCCUCGUCCAAAAUCAGAAAGUAAUUUUGCCAAUAUUCAAGAGCUACAAAUGAGUUCAAGGCCAACAUUCCAUAAAUCUGACACAUUCAGUAAGGAAGAGAACAACACUUACCAAUGAUCCCAUGAAUAAUUAGUUUUGUCAAGAAGGUUGAUUUAUAAUAUGGUUUACAUUGAAUAUUUUUUUUUUAAAUCUUUAAAAAUGUUAAUGUUGUAUCAUUAUAUUUGCAUGUACUUGUAGAUAUGUUGACUCUGUUAAUUUACUAUAAUCAUUCAAUUUAUAUUGUAUAGUUUUUUUUUAUAUAAAAAAGAAGGAAUAUAUAUCUUUGGUGCUAGGCUAAGAUUUCUCAUCUUACCUUCAUAACAGAAAUUUGUUAAAUACCCUACCAGUUGGUUUUUCAAUACAAAACAUUUAAACUUAACAAUAUGAUAGAUUAAAAGAAAAAGAGUUAAGACAAAUCAAUUCUUUAAUUGAAACUAUACUUUUUUUUUUUUUAAAUAAAGGAAAUAUUUGUUAGUUUCUUCAAGUUGCUUUAUUAUAGAUUUUUCUAAAUCGU
Messenger RNA from Nezara viridula (southern green stink bug), 772 nucleotides. The record is from the annotation of a GenBank genome assembly. NCBI's taxonomy places the organism in Eukaryota, Metazoa, Arthropoda, Insecta, Hemiptera, Pentatomidae.